Maudiozyma barnettii is the source of this 1416-nucleotide messenger RNA. RefSeq names its product mRNA splicing protein SAD1 (gene SAD1). The coding region runs from base 1 to 1416 and encodes 471 amino acids. Gene Ontology annotation, molecular function: cysteine-type deubiquitinase activity; zinc ion binding. NCBI's taxonomy places the organism in Eukaryota, Fungi, Ascomycota, Saccharomycetes, Saccharomycetales, Saccharomycetaceae. The record is from RefSeq and is a predicted model, not a curated record. Gene Ontology annotation, biological process: protein deubiquitination. The transcript has a single exon.
AUGACUCAGAAGCGUCUAUUGGAUGAGGAAAUUCAGACCACACAACAACAGGAACACCCGAAAACGAAGAGACAAAAGCAACCUGUAUCAAUACAGGAUGAAGAAGUGCAGUCUCUUAUGAAGACUAUCAACAGGAAGAAACUAGAUUUUGAUUCUGAAAAGAUAUGUUCCGUAACUCUAUCGAAGUUGGAUAUAUACGGAUGUCUGAUAUGUGGGAAGUACUAUAGAGGUUGUAAAGAACGUACCCCAGCAUUUCUACAUUCAGUCAGUGAUGAUCAUCGUCUAUUUGUAAGUUUUCAGACCUCUCGAGUGGUGGUAUUGCCCGAUGAAAUAGACAUUGAUCUUAACACAAUGCAUUUAGGGGACGUCAAUAAGAGAUUAAUUCAUGAUAUUAAAUAUUCAGUAAACCCGGUAUAUACUUCGGAUAUUAUACAAAGAUCCCCAUAUGUAUGCUUCGAAUCAACUCAAGGUCAGUCAUAUUACAAUGGUAUUGUUGGGUUAAACAAAUCUACUUCAAAUAAUAUUGCAUACAUUAACGUGGUGAUACAAUUAUUGGCCCAUAUUGGCCCUAUACGAGAUUAUUUCUUGUUAUGUUAUAAUAAGAACCUCACCAAUGAGAAUGGGUUGAUUAAAAAUGUUGCUUUGAUAAUGAAAAAAAUUUGGUCUCCUCACUUAUUUAAAUUGAAUAUAGGACCAGAUGAAUUGAUAUCGUAUCUAAUGGUGAAUCAUUCGAAUGUUAUUAAAGCAAACAACAAUUUGGAUCCUCAAAUAUUUUUGAAUUGGUUGAUAAAUACAUUGUGCCAAUCUGAUAAACAGUUGAGAAAAAUAUUGACCAAAGCAUGUCAGGGGAAAUUAAAAGUAUCUACAAAGGGUAAUAAGAUUAAAGUUGUUCCAUUUUGGAAUUUGACGUUGAUUUUACCUGAAAUAUCUAUGUUUAAAGAGAGCAAAAACGUUGACGAUAUAAAGCAGAUUAAACUUGAAAAAUUGAUAAUGGAAAAAUUUUCAAUGGAAUCUACUGAUAAUGGUAAACUUUAUUUGAUUAAAGAAAAUUUACCUCAAUAUCUUUUCCUUUAUAUUAGUCGAUUUAAUAAAUCAAAGAACUUGAAUGAUUCUGAGUUUUAUGUUAGAAAUAGAAAUCAAACUAUAGUAAAUUUUGAUGAAAGGUUGAGUCUACCUCUUACAAACGACAAAGGUUCCAAAAUUCAAUACAAAUUAAUUUCAAACAUUGUACAUGAUCCUGAAAAGAAUUUGUAUGAUAUUGAAAAAGAUUAUACUAGUAAUUGGAAAAUUCAAUUGCCUAAUAAUCAAACAAAGGAUUGGGUCGAGAUAGAUAAUACAAGGACUACGGUUAGGAAUUUUAAUUUGUUGUUCUUAGAUGAAACAUGUAUUCAAGUAUGGGAGAAAAUUGUGGAUUAA